AUGGGUGCCGCCUCAUGUAAAAGUUCAAAAUCGUUUCCGGUAAAUCAACAAAAAGACGAUAAGAAUAAUAUCACUAUCGGUAUAUUUGGUCUUGAUGAUGCCGGUAAAACAUCAACAGUUAGAGCAAUUGAAGGAGAUCCAACGGAUAAUGUUUCACCAACAAUGGGUUCAAAUUCAACAAUGGUAACACAUCCAUUGAAUGAAAAAAAUGAUCGUAAUAAUAAAAAUAAAAAUCAACAACGUAUUCGAAUGAUUGAUGUAAGUGGUGAGAGAAAAUUUCGUCAAUAUUCAUGGUCACAAUAUUAUGAUGAAAUUCAUGGUUUAAUAUUUGUAAUUGAUGCAAGUGAACGAGAUCGAUUUCAUGAAAAUCAAGAAACUUUAGAAGAUUUACUUGAAAAUGAUAAACUUAAAGAUAAACCAAUUCUAAUUUUGGCAAAUAAACAAGAUCAGAGAGGUGCUAUUAGUAAUGAAUAUGAUUUAAAACGUAGACUUAAUAUUGAAAAAUUAAAAGCAAAACAUAAAAUUGAAUUAUGUACAGCAUUACCUCAAGAUGAUAAAAAUAAAGUAGAUGAAUCAAUUCGAAAAGGUUUUUCAUGGUUAAUUCGAACAAUUGAUGAUAAUUAUACUGAAUUAAAUUUACGUGUUACAAAAGCAAAAAAUAAUCGAACAAAUAAAAAAUUUAAUCAAUUUGAUAAUGAUGAAAAUAAUAAUGAUAAUAAAUAUUCCAAAGCAAAAAUUACUUCAGAAAAACUUCCAAAUAUCUUUACAAAUAAAAAUAAAAUAAAAGCCGCUAAUGAUGAUGAUGAUGAUGAUGAUGACGAUGAUGUUAAAUUAUCUUCAACAAAUGAUUAUAAUAAGAAAAAAAAAGUAUUAGGUGGAAAUCAAAGUAAUGAUACAUUAAUAAAAAGAUCAACUAGUAAUGAUCCAAAAGCAUUUCGAUCAACAUAUGAAUCAUUUCCUGAAGAAACUCCAUGGUCAACAUCAUCAACACUUAAAAUAACAAAAAGUGAAGAUAUGUUAUCAAGAUUUAGUCCAAAAUUAUCGAUAACAAAUGAUACAAAACGACGAAAUCUGAGUCCUCUUAUACAUGAUACUAAAUCUUAUACAAAUGGUUCAUUAUCAAAACGAGAUAAUGUUAGUGAUGAUGAAGAAGAUUAUUAUGGACAACAAAAAUCAAAAUCAACAAAUCGAUUUGAUAAUUCAUCUUUGUCAACAAAUAAAUUUUCUUCAAAUAUUAAAAAACCAUCAUCAAGUAUAUACGAUGAUGACGAUAAUAUAUAUAAUAAAACAAACGAUCGUCAUACAAUUACAACAUCAAAAAAAUCAUAUAGUCGUUAUGAUGAUGAUGAUGAUGAUGAUAAUGAUAAAUAUAAUUAUUUAAAAACAUCAACAACAACUAAAACAAAUAAAAGUUACGAUUUUAAUGAUAACAAAAAUUAUCAACGAUCAUCCGAUCGUUUAAAUCUUAAUAAUGAAUAUCGAGGAACAUUAUCAAAAACAACAAAUCGUACAAAAUACGAUGAUGAUGAUGAUGAUAAUCGUCCAUCAUCAUCUUUAAAAAAAAAGCCUAAUUCGAGAUUUGAUGAUGAUGAUGAUGAUGAUGAUGAUUAUAAUUCAACAUCUAAGCCCAUAACACGUUCUACCUAUAAUAAUAAUUACUCAACAUCAAAACCAAUAAAUCGUUCGAAAUAUAAUGAUAAUGAUAAUCGUUGGUCAUCAUCAAAAUAUGAUGAUGAUGAUUAUCUAUCUUCAUCUACGAAAUCAACAAAUCUUUCAAAAUUUGAAGAUAAUCAUUAUUCAUCAUCAAAAUCAAUGACACAUUCAAAAUAUGAUAAUGAAGAUCGAUCAUAUUCUACAUCGAAACCAAUAUCACGUUCAAAAUAUGAAGAUGAUGAUUAUCCAACUACAUCAAAAAAACCGAAUUAUUCAUCAUCUUAUAAUAAUAAUAAUUACGGUACUAGUACUUCUCGAUCUCGUUUUGAAGAUGAUGAUGAUUUUUUUACAUCAAAUGGUGAACCAAAUAAUGCAAAUCGAUUUCGAAAACGAACAGAUUAUGACAGUUAA
Rotaria sordida is the source of this 2064-nucleotide messenger RNA. The record is from the annotation of a GenBank genome assembly. Lineage: Eukaryota; Metazoa; Rotifera; Eurotatoria; Philodinida; Philodinidae.